AUGAGCGGUAGCCUAGGUGCCAGCUCGAGUUGCUUGAACGGCGAGAUUGAAGGGGCCCUCGUCAUUUGGCAGAUCAACCUGAAAGCUAGCAGAAUCCGUGCGAAAUAUCUUGUCAACCUUACCAAAAACAAGUACCCGAAUAGACCACCUCAUGUCAUUGCCAUUCAAGAUCCUCCAAAGGAACUUCCAUGGAUUUCCACCGGGAACUACAAACCGGUGUACCGAACAGCUCGAACGCUACGCGAGGAAGACCAUCCAUACAUACCGUGUAAGCCAACCAAGAAGGCCAAAUACGAGCAACGACAGCUUGUGGAUCUUGAUCCAGUGGCCUUCUUGGUGUUGGACACGAUUCCUGUCGGACAUUGGUAUCCAACUUUUCACGAGGACCUAGACGCCGACCCCCGGGACUUUCAGGACCGCCUCGACCGCCUCGACCCCCCGAUGCCGCGACACGAAGACGCUUUCGCUGUGACCUUGGCCCUUUCAACCUUGGCUGGUCCCAUAAACAUUCACAACGUUUACAAUCGCCAGACGAAAAUCAAUAUCGACAGGCUUUUGGCCACGUGCACCUUGGGCCAGGACAACCUCCUCCUCGGCGAUUUCAACCUACAUCACCCCCGCUGGUCCCGCAUACCCUUUGUCGGACCUAUAACCUCUGACGCUCGGAGUCUCUUUCACGGGACUGAACAGGCCGGCAUGGAAUGCAUCACUGAGCCUGGCGCCAUGACGUACAGCCGAGGUAGCGACAAGGAAAAACACACCUCUACCAUCGACCUGGCAUUUCUCAGCCAAAGGUUACUGCAUCGUUUUACAGAUUGGAGCAUCUUGGAAGGGGGUAACUUCGAUUCAGAUCAUCGAAUCAUUCAGACCACUCUACUCAUGGAGCCCGAUCGAACGUCCAGCGAUCGCUACCUCUGGGGCAAGGCUGACGUUGCCGGGUUUCGUGCUCAUGUAGAGCGUGAGCUGGCCAACUCGGGCUUGCUGGACACGGCACUUAUGAGCAAACCCGACAUCAAUGCUUAUUUCUCCAAGUUCAACGACAUCAUUCGACUCGCCAUCCCUUUGCAUGUUCCCCUCGCCAAGCAUCCCGUCAUCCGCCGCUCAGCCAAGCCGCCACCUUUGAGGGACAGGCAACAUCCAAAUUUUGAGCAACAGGCUUCGACUCGGCUGGGCACCGAUCUAGAUGCGGAGCACGACUUUGACUCUUUUUGCCGGCGCCUCGAACAGCAAACCAGGACGGAAAAGACGAAAAAGUGGCGGACCAUGCUUUCUGGCGAAGGCGACGACUCCCCAACUAUCCACAAGCGUGCCAAGAUAGGCGCCUUCUUGAGCAAACCUCGCGUCUCCGGUCAGAUACCCUUCCUCGUCGGCUCAGACAAGACCAAGUGCACAAGCCUCGAGGAGAAUGCCCAGUGCCUCCGGAAAUCAGUGUGGCCUAAUACCAGCCAAGGGCCCACAGCACCCCCUCUUCAACUUCCCGACCUCGACCCUCUACAACCCCAGCUCUUUGCCGACCAAGUUGUCUCUGAUGACGAUGUCAAAGCUGUCUUGUCAGGCCUCACCCGCGGUAAGGCUGCCGGGCCAGAUGGAGUUUCGCCAGACGCCCUGAAGAUGCUCUACUACCCUUUUGACGAUGUUAGUAUCCCUAUUAUAGGGUAG
This is a messenger RNA of Colletotrichum lupini, 1659 nucleotides long. Its product is annotated as zinc knuckle. NCBI's taxonomy places the organism in Eukaryota, Fungi, Ascomycota, Sordariomycetes, Glomerellales, Glomerellaceae. The transcript is spliced from 2 exons. The record is from RefSeq and is a predicted model, not a curated record. The coding region runs from base 1 to 1659 and encodes 552 amino acids. Gene Ontology annotation, molecular function: catalytic activity.